UUGAGAGAGAGACGGGCAGUCAGCAUCGUUUGUAGAGUUUCUGAUGGGAAAAUAUUUUGUAGGUUUGGAUUUGGCACAAUAUAGUGAAAGAAGGUUAUCUUGAUGAUCAUUUAGGGGUUAGAGGCAGGGAAGUUUACAUUUAAGCCUGACAAGGUAAAUAAAAGGUUCAGGGUCAGUAAAUGCAAAGAAAGGCUGAGGUAAAGUAAGAAUGAUGCAGCGUUUGUUCAGUUACAGGAAGCAGUUUUGCCUGUCAGCCUUAUAAAACACAUUUCCUGACAUGAGGUUUGAACUUUGAGCUGCCGACACCUUUUCACGCUGAGACGUCUCACAUGUUGAGUUCUAACGGAGGAGAGUGAUGACCGAGCACCUGCUGAAAAUACUGAUUGUUGGCGAUGGAAAUGUUGGGAAAUCCUCCUUUGUGCAUCGCUACGUCAACGGACAGUUCAACAAGACGUACAAGAUGACGGUGGGAGUGGAUUUCUCGGUGAAGCUGCUGCACUGGUCGGAUAAAGAGAAAGUCAGACUGCAGCUGUGGGAUGUCGCAGGCCAGGAGCGUUUCAUAUCCAUGACCAGGAUAUAUUAUAAAGGCGCGCUGGGCUGUGUGAUGAUGUUUGACGUCACCAGUGCGUCCAGCUUCCUCAACUGUCGCCAUUGGAAACAGGACCUGGACAACAAGGCCAUACUGCCCAACGGACAUUCAAUCCCCUGCAUCCUGCUGGCCAAUAAGUGUGACCUCGCUCAGCGGGUUGUGUCAGCAGACAGCAUCAACAGAUUCAGUAAGGCUAACGGCUUCGUUGCGUGGAUGGAGACCUCAGUCAAAGACAACACGAACAUUGGAGAGGCUAUGAGGAGGCUGGUGCAGGAGAUCUUGUCAGUUAUGUCGAAUCUGGACUCGGUCCAACCCGGACCUGAAGACAGUGUUAAUCCUCAACUGGACUCCGAGCACAGCGGCAGCAGCAGAGCGGCAGGCUGCUGCUGAAACACUACUUUCAUCCAUACCACAGAGUCCAGCAAACACCAGGAACUGCUCAUCAGUCUACAUCCUGAAUCAGUUUUAGGUGCCACUGAGCAAGGCACUUAACCCUCAAGCACUUAGUGAUGCUCUCCGUGUCCAGCAGUAGAAGAGCACAGACGAGGCACCAGGAGAGGCAUCCUACAUGUUGAUGUUGGUGUUUUGUAACCAGUGCACUUUAAUCUUAUAGUAAACCUUUCCAACUGGGAAGUCUGUUUUGAGACAGGGUCUGCUGGACAGUUCUGGGGUGUUUAUGUGUGGGUCUGCGUGGAUCUGAGGCAGAGAGUGCACUUCCCUAAUAGACACUAAUUAUUUAAGUAUCACACUAAAAAGACAAUAUACAAUUAGAAAUCCUCAGUGAGGAUAAUGUCCCUGAGAGGAAUCACCAGACCAGAGAUUUACUGUCACAAAGCCAAAAGUCUUUUUCUUUUUCUGUCCCACUGACCCCAGUUUUUGGGACCCAAAAAACGCUAAUGACCACAUUUACAUUACAGACUAAUCUACCAAUUAUUUAUUCAAAUUAUCGUUAGAUUAAAAAUUGAGAAAAAAUGCCAGAGUCCAAGGUGAUGUCUGCAAAUGUCAGAGAUAUUCAGUUUAUUAUGAUAUAUCACAUAUUUGCUUGAUAAAAGAGUGAAAAGAUGAAUCGGUUUAGAAAUAGUUGCUGAUCACUUUUCUGUCAAUCAACUAAGUGUGAGUGUUAAAUUGUGUAACUGUAUGUAUGAGUAUGGCAAAUGUUUGUAUUGUAACCCUUAGGUGUGUGAGGGGAACUCCACUUGAAUAACAAAUAUAUAAUCUUUAACAGUGCUAUUUAUAAGUUUUUCUGCCAUAUAGGGCUAGCUGGUUCGCACGCUAACUUCAGUAGAAGAAAGGACGUCAUAGAGACAAGAGUUAACAUUGGCGUUGCUUUU
Seriola dumerili (greater amberjack) is the source of this 1920-nucleotide messenger RNA. RefSeq names its product ras-related protein Rab-7L1-like. Gene Ontology annotation, molecular function: GTPase activity; GTP binding. Bases 356 to 979 code for a protein of 207 amino acids. Lineage: Eukaryota; Metazoa; Chordata; Actinopteri; Carangiformes; Carangidae. Gene Ontology annotation, cellular component: vesicle; Golgi apparatus; trans-Golgi network. The record is from RefSeq and is a predicted model, not a curated record. The transcript is spliced from 5 exons. Gene Ontology annotation, biological process: vesicle-mediated transport.